This is a messenger RNA of Medicago truncatula (barrel medic), 1374 nucleotides long. RefSeq names its product serine/threonine/tyrosine-protein kinase HT1. Gene Ontology annotation, molecular function: protein serine/threonine kinase activity; ATP binding. Bases 125 to 1195 code for a protein of 356 amino acids. Lineage: Eukaryota; Viridiplantae; Streptophyta; Magnoliopsida; Fabales; Fabaceae. The transcript has 3 exons. Gene Ontology annotation, biological process: protein phosphorylation. The record is from RefSeq and is a predicted model, not a curated record.
GGUUGUUUCGUAAUUAGAGGAAAAAAGGGAAGUUUGUUUCGGAAAAAUACCAAUAUAUAGGCUCUUUUGUUACACUCUUAAAAAUUGCUUGGAAUAGGCUUUUUCAUCGUUUAGCAGCACCAAUAUGGCAACAGCAGUUAAGCACCUUUCAUCGAUGAGAUUGAAUGACAAGUCGAAGAACUCAAAGCACCGUGGAGGAAAGGUUACUGCGAUUGAAACAUCUGAGGAUAAAUGGAAUAUUGACCUCUCUAAGCUCUUUGUUGGUCCUAGGUUUGCUCAUGGAGCUCAUAGUAGGCUUUACCAUGGUUUGUAUGAAGACGAACCUGUUGCCGUCAAAAAUAUCAAGGUACCAGAUGACGAUGAACACGGAACAAUAGCUGCUACAUUAGACAAACAAUUCUUCACGGAAGUCACGCUUUUAUCUCGCCUCCACCAUCCAAAUGUUCUUAAGUUGGUAGCAGCAUGCAGAAACCCACCUGUUUAUUGUGUUAUCACAGAGUAUCUAUCGGAAGGUUCGUUGAGGAGUUAUUUGCACAAGUUGGAGGGAAAAACGAUUUCUCUACAGAAACUAAUUGCUUUUUCUUUGGAUAUUGCUCGUGGAAUGGAAUAUAUACACUCUCAAGGCGUCGUUCAUCGAGACCUUAAACCAGAGAAUGUCCUUAUUAAUGAUGACUUUCACCUUAAAAUUGCUGAUUUUGGCAUUGCUUGUGAGGAAGCACACUGCGAGUUACUUGCUGACGACCUUGGUACCUACCGUUGGAUGGCACCUGAGAUGAUCAAGAGAAAAUCCUAUGGGAGAAAGGUUGAUGUCUAUAGUUUUGGGCUUAUGUUAUGGGAGAUGCUUACCGGUAGAAUACCAUUCGAGGAUAUGACUCCCGUCCAGGCUGCUUUUGCUGUCCUAAAUAAGAAUUCAAGGCCUGUUAUUCCUUCAAACUGCCCACCAGCUAUGCGAGCUUUAAUGGAGCAAUGUUGGUCCUUGAAUCCGGACAAAAGGCCUGAGUUCUGGCAGGUUGUUAAGGUGUUAGAACAAUUUGAAUCUUCGCUUGCUCGCGAUGGAACGUUGACCCCGCUACAAAAUCCUUGUGGACUUGAUCAUAAAAAAGGGCUUCUUCAUUGGAUUCACAAGCAUAGUCCUACACAUCAACAUCAUAGUAGUGGUUUUGUGGCUAAACCAAAAUUUACAUGUAUAUUCUGAGUGUUCUGACUUGUGUAGUACACUAGAUCCAAUAUUGUAAUUAAUAUUGAAUGGUUAAUUGAAUACCAACCCAAUGCAGAAAUAGGUUGUUACAGUUUCAGUCUUAGUUAACAUUCAUUUGAGAGUAACAUUGAUAUAUAGGCUUUGUACAUUGAGGCGAAAAGCAUACUUUAGUUUCA